UUCUCUCUCUCAACCUAAAUAUCGCUGUCCAAUUCAGUCUCCGCACCCAUCACCUCAUCUUUCUAAAGACCUGUCAUAACCAUGAGAGUAAGAGCCAGACCAUAACCCACACCCCCAUAAAUUGGUGCAAAAGGAUCCUCAAACCCAAAAUGCAUGCAUGAUACAAUUUUUACAACUCCAAAACCAUGGCCUUCCCAUCUUCUCAUGGUUUCAUGUUCCAAACUCAUGAAGAUCAAGAUCACCUCCCUUCCUCUAACACCUUUCCUUCAUGUCCUCCUCAACACUACCAUGGUGCUGUGCCAUUCUUGAUGAAGAGAUCUAUGUCAUUUUCAGGUGUAGACAAUAAUAAGUGUGAAGAAGUAGUGCAUGGAGAUGAUGAGCUUUCUGAUGACGGAUCACAGCUUGGAGAGAAGAAGAAGAGGCUGAAUUUAGAACAAGUGAAGGCACUUGAGAAGAGCUUUGAGAUUGGAAACAAGCUUGAGCCUGAGAGGAAAAUGCAACUGGCUAAGGCUUUGGGGCUGCAACCAAGACAGAUUGCCAUUUGGUUCCAAAACAGGAGGGCAAGGUGGAAGACCAAGCAAUUGGAGAAAGACUAUGAGGUCUUGAAGAAACAGUUUGAAGCACUCAAGGCUGACAAUGAUAGCCUUCAGUCCCAGAACAAGAAACUUACUGCUGAGUUGUUGGCUCUAAAAAAUAGAGACAAAAAUGAAGUUGGGGUUAAAUGCAUCAAGAAAGAAGCUGAGGGUUCUUGGAGCAAUGGAAGUGAGAAUAGUUGUGAUAUCAAUUUGGAUAUUUCAAGAACACCAGUAAUGAACAGUCCAGUAUCUUCACAGUUAAGCAGUCACCACCUAUUCCCUUCAUCCCUUAGGCCUACAAGCAUGACCCAACUCCUCCAAGGCUCAUCAAGACCAGAUCUCCAAUCCUUAAAAAUUGACCACAUGGCUCAAGAUGAAAGCUUCUGCAACAUGUUUACUGGCAUUGAAGAACAACAUAACUUUUGGCCAUGGCCCUAGAAAGCUAGUAGCACUAUUUCCAUUGAAGUAAAAUUCAAUUCUCAAACAAAGUAAUACACAAUUUACUUGUUCAUCUAUGAGUUGGGUGUUUGAAUUCAUAUUUUGGCACAGUAAAUUGGUGUAUAGAUUUAAACAUAUCUAGCUAGCUGCUCAGUUGGGCUAGAAAUCAGUAUGGGAAAUUGAUUAUACUGUGGAAAUUACAUACUUUCUUGCCCAUCAGUCGGUGAAAUGUGAUAUAUAUGCUAGGCUGAAUCAUACUCUCUUUUGUUUAAUUAUUAAUUCUUAGUUAAGGAACAUGUGCUACUGAGUGGGUUUCCAGCUCUGGCAUGUAACAUGGGCUAUGAAAUAAAAUUGGAUUCUCUCUUUGCAAUUUCCAA
Messenger RNA from Quercus lobata, 1390 nucleotides. RefSeq names its product homeobox-leucine zipper protein HAT7-like. Gene Ontology annotation, cellular component: nucleus. Bases 186 to 1013 code for a protein of 275 amino acids. Gene Ontology annotation, molecular function: DNA-binding transcription factor activity, RNA polymerase II-specific; sequence-specific DNA binding. Gene Ontology annotation, biological process: positive regulation of DNA-templated transcription. The transcript has 3 exons. The record is from RefSeq and is a predicted model, not a curated record. Lineage: Eukaryota; Viridiplantae; Streptophyta; Magnoliopsida; Fagales; Fagaceae.